Dromaius novaehollandiae (emu) is the source of this 2357-nucleotide messenger RNA. Its product is annotated as lipase member M-like. The coding region runs from base 129 to 1361 and encodes 410 amino acids. Gene Ontology annotation, molecular function: hydrolase activity, acting on ester bonds. Lineage: Eukaryota; Metazoa; Chordata; Aves; Casuariiformes; Dromaiidae. Gene Ontology annotation, biological process: lipid metabolic process. The record is from RefSeq and is a predicted model, not a curated record. The transcript is spliced from 10 exons.
GCGUGGUAGGAGCCAGUGGCACGUUCUCGCUGCAGGGACCACGCUCUGCUCCCUCCUGCUUCACGGACGUUGGGAAGGAAAGCAUCUGCACCCCUUCUGUUGCUGCAGCUGGACUGCAACUGAGAACCAUGAUGCGGCUGUUUGUUACCAUUGCUUAUUUAAUGUGCAGUGCUGACAAGUCAGGAGGACUGAUUGGAAUGACAGAUGCAAACCCUGAGGUAUCCAUGGAUGUUGGUGAAAUUGUUCGCUACCACGGGUACCCCUACGAGGAACACGAGGUUGUGACGGAUGAUGGCUAUUACCUCGUCAUGCAGAGAAUUCCUCACGGCAGAGACAACCUGGGAAGUACAGGUACCUCCCAUGAAGCAGAGUCACAAGGCUCCAGCAUGUUCUGCCCCACUCCAAAGGCUGCAGUGCUCCUGCAGCAUGGCCUAGUGUUGGAGGGAAGCAACUGGGUUACUAACUUGCCCAACAGCAGCCUCGGCUUCAUCCUCGCAGAUGCCGGCUAUGAUGUCUGGAUAGGAAACAGCAGAGGGAACAGCUGGUCAAGAAAACACAAAGAGUUUGCGUUUUACCAGGAGGAAUAUUCAGGUUACAGUUUUCAUGAAAUGGCCAUGUAUGACCUUCCAGCAACAAUCAACUACAUUCUGCAGAAAACUGGACAGGAGCAAUUAUACUAUGUGGCUUACUCUCAAGGCACCACCACAGGUUUCAUUGCAUUUUCUUCCAUUCCUGAGCUGGAUCGCAAAAUCAAGAUGUUCUUUGCGUUGGCUCCUAUUACUACAAGCUCAAAUAUGAAAUCACCCUUGGUAAAGGUGCUCAACCUUCCUGAGGUACUGGUUAAGCUCAUUUUAGGACGCACAGUGGUCUUCGAUAACGGUGAGAUAUUGCAGCAGGUGACUUCCCGACUGUGCAGCUAUUCAAUCCUUAAAGGCAUUUGCUCCUUGGUCUUUUACUUGGCUGGUGGGUUUACCAACAGCUUAAAUGUGAGCCGCACAGAUGUGUAUCUGUCCCGCUACCCAGAUUCAACAUCCCUGAAAAACAUGCUACAUUGGCGCCAGCUCUAUCUAACAGGGGAAUUCAAGUAUUAUGAUUAUGGCAAGGACAACAUGCUCCAUUACAACCAGACCACACCUCCCUUCUAUGAGCUGGAAAAUAUGAAAGCACCACUUGCUGCAUGGUAUGGCGGCAAGGACUGGAUUUCAGCCCCUGAAGAUGUUAAUAUAACAUUACCUCAUAUAACCAAUGUGGCAUACAAAAAGUAUAUUCCUGAAUUUGUCCACUUUGAUUUCCUUUGGGGUGUGAAAGCAUACGAAGAAGUAUACAGAGAAAUCCUUGAACUGAUGGAGAAGAAACUCUAGAGUUGGAACGGCGGCAAUGAUUGUUGAGUUCUCAUUUAUCUUCUGGGGCUUCAUUUACAUUUUAAAAAGUGAGGAAAAGAAAGAGGGGAAAAAUGUUCAUUAAACUGCUACACUUGGUUUGCAUUUAUAUUACUCUGGCAACUGAGGUAAUCUGGCCAGUUCACUGGUAGGGAAAUCAUGUAGGAUUUGUAUUAAAUAGGUUGGGGUCCCUGUGGAAGUUUGGCACGGCCCCUUGAUCCUGAAUUUCCCAGGAACCUAACACAUGUGGAUGUCCAGGGACAAGUGAAUUCAGUGGAGUUUGGCACCUGGUCACUGUUGUGGGGCUCUGACCUCUCCAUGCUUCAGUUUCCAGCUGCAGCAUCGGGAUGUAGCUCAGCUCUGUCCUGGAUGCUGCGGUUUUGUGAGACUAGGUAUGCUCAGACAAGACCACAUUAUCUGGUGACUCUUCUACGUCAAGAAACCCAAGAAUCUGAAGUUCAUUACUUUCAUUUGUGGUUUGAAGUAGCUAGAAACUUUCUGCCCAAUGACAAUGAAAAAAGCACGUGUUUUUCAAUGAAAACUGUCCAUUUUGCUAAUGCAGGGAACAUCUUUCUCAAAAUACAUGUUGAUACACAUAAUACUUGCUCAUGCACAACAGGUUUUUCAGUAAGUUCUACUAAGAAACAUCAUUUUGCACCAUUUUAAGGAAUAUUCCCAAGGCACAAACCCAGCAGAAAAGGUCACCUUUUGCUGACUUUUUGCUGACUUUCAGGAAAAGCUUUUGUUUUCCAUAUAUGUGUGAGAGAGGAAGAGUCUGGUGGAAGUCAGUAAGAAGUCUAACUCUAUUUUCAGCUUUUGGAUUGUGCUUCAUAGUAAUAUACUGAUCAGGAGAAGAAUUAUGAAUUUACCUGUUUGCAUAACUUUAUUUUUAAAUUAUGUCUAGGAGCAGGGCGAAGGAUAAGGCCCUCUUUCCACAAAAAUGGACAAAUACUAAUAAAGUAAAAUAAGAUCCACUGA